AUGGCAAGCUUCGACGACAAACACGCCGCCGACAUAGCGGUGAGCGACGUCCACUCAGACUCGCCCGAGACAAAGCUGAUGACGCCCGAGGGCGAAGAGUACUUGUUGCAACGCCACGGCACCCUCGACUUGGACCCGAUGCCCCGGCCGACCCCGGACGACCCGUUGAACUGGCCUACGUGGUACAAAAACCUCCAGAUCAUGCAAAUGGCGUUCAUGGGGUUUCUGGCGACGUUCAUGGCGGCGGGGAUCUCGACCGCCUACGAAGACAUGGCCGAGCGUUACGGCAUGACCGUCCACGAGCAGCUGUACUUGACGAGUGCCAUGAUCCUUGCCUUUGGGAUUUUCCCGCUUUUCUGGGUGCCCGUGAUGCAGUGCUACGGCCGCAAAUGGUUUCUUGUCAUCCCCUCGUUCUGCUGCUUUGUCCUUAACCUUGGUGCUGGGUUCGCUAAGACGUACGGCCAGCAGAUGGCGACCCGAGUGCUUGUGGCCAUCUUCAUCUCGAUGGGCACGGCUGCUGGUGGCGGGCUUGUGCGUGAUUUGUGUUUCCUGAAGGAGCGGGCGUUCAAGAACGGGUGGUGGCUGAUGGCGUUCAUCUUGGGUACCCCCGCCGGCCCCUUCUUCUGCGGGUUUAUCCAAUACCACUGCGGCACCGACUGGAUCUACUGGGUGUUUGCCAUUAUGAACUUCGUCCAGUUUUUGAUGUGGUUGCCGAUGAAGGAAACUUUAAGAACGCCGGCGCCGUUUUCGGUUAAAGUGUUCUGGGCUCCGUUUAAGCAGGCGGCCAACAUCAACGUGUUGAUGGCGGUGAUCGCGGCCCUGAUCACGUUUGCCUACAACAACGUGUGCCUCGUGGUGUUGAAGCCGAUCCUGAUGGCGGCGUUCCACCUCAACUCGCAACUGUUGGGUCUCAACUACUUGUCGUUAAUCAUCGGCCUGGUGAUCGGCGAGAUCUUAGCCGGGCGGGUCAGUGACUGGUGGAUGCAGUACUGUAUCCGUAAGCGCGGGGAAAAGGUGAUUGUCGACCGGCUUUGGCAAGGCUACAUUGGCUUUAUUGUGUGCAUCGUCGGCCUUUUUGUGUGGGGGGCGUUUUUGGACCAGGCCGGGUCUACGUGGAAUGUGCGUCCCUUAGUGGGGGACGGCAUCGCCGCCGCCGGCAACAACAUCGUCGCCACCGUGCUCACGUCGUUUGCCAUCGACGCCAACCCCACCCACGCGCUGGACGUGGCGCUUUUCCUCAACUUUGUGCGGCUGACGUGGUCGUUCUUAGCGCCGUUCUACCUCCCCGACAUGUUUGAGCGCCUCAAGUACUUGGGGCUGGCCGGGUUGAUGAACGGGUUGGUGUUGGUCUUUGGCGCCGGGUGCACUGCCGUCGCCCACUGGUUGGGUCGUCACAAGGCAGUGGCCGUGGAAAAAGUUUGA
Diutina rugosa is the source of this 1422-nucleotide messenger RNA. RefSeq lists its product as uncharacterized. Bases 1 to 1422 code for a protein of 473 amino acids. Gene Ontology annotation, molecular function: transmembrane transporter activity. The transcript has a single exon. Lineage: Eukaryota; Fungi; Ascomycota; Pichiomycetes; Serinales; Debaryomycetaceae. The record is from RefSeq and is a predicted model, not a curated record. Gene Ontology annotation, biological process: transmembrane transport.